AUGCAAAGUAAGAAUAUGCAACCCAACGUCUAUCAUAGUGCUCAACCUUACUAUACAGAGGUUAGAGGUAACAGAACAUAUGCCCAAGCUGCCCGUAACUCCAACGUGGAAAAACCACAACAACACACCUACCCAAUCACCCUAAACCCCAACACGUUCAUGAGAUAUUGGUUAAAGAAAGGUGUACUAAUCGGUGAAACACAUAGUCUCGAUCAUAUGGCUAAUCUACACGUACUCGGAAUCAUAAAUGAAGAAACGAAGUAUCUUGGAGGCCUUAAACUCGCCAUACACUUUAGGUGGUCAGCAGAAGCAAAAGAAUACCUAGAAGAUAAAAAUCGAUGGCAAGACUGGUUCAAGUGGUUGGUUAUGGCAGAUCAGUUUGAUCAGGAUUAUGAACGAGUUGCCUGGCUUAAGAUUACAGACGUUCCUCUACAGUUAUGGGAAGAAAAUAAUUUCUCGAUCAUCGCUAGUCGAUAUGGUAAAGUUCUUAACCCAUUUGAUGGCAUAUCCAAUAGGAGAGACUACUCCAUGAGAAAAGUCGGUGUAUUCACCUCAGCAAGGAGAUGGAUCAACGAAGAAAUCACCGUUAAUUCUAACGGAUGUGAAUUCAAGGUGGGAAUCGUGGAGUACACCGACGACUGGUCUCCAUUCAAACCGGCUCCAUUCGACAAGGUAGAUCACUCGGAGGAGGAAGACAAUAACACGAAAGGAAUUUCGGAAACCUGGAUGGAGGAUGAGAUGGAGGAACCAGAAGAAGGUGAAAUUCGACCAGUGAACACAGUGAAGAUCAACGCCCAACCGACUAAUCAUCAAUCUUCGGCGGCUCCGGCUGCCGCAACACUUUCCCCGGCAACGAAAUCGGUAAACGGGGGAAUCGAAAAGUCUCCAACUAGUGCACCGUUGGAUCCAAGUUACGAGAAGACGUGUAAUGUUGCAUUAACUAAUCUUAAUGCUGGAACGACGUAUGAAGUGCCCAAUGUAGAUUCUAGGUCUAACCAAGAAUGUGAUUCUUACAUCCCCAUAAAUGGGCCACCGGUAACUUACACUUUUGGGCCACUGGAGAAUUUAGUUCCACUUGGAUGUUUUGGGUCAUUCCCCAACAAUACUAUGCCAUUCUCUUUCACAUCCCAGCAGACCCAAAAUAACGAAUUACACUCCAACUCGUACAGUGGCGGUGGACCUAAACAUAAAAAAAGGAAAAGGGGUAAAGUGGUGUUCCCUUCCCCACGCACUAGUCCUCUGAUACAAGAUUACAACUCAAUCCCUUCCAUUUCACAGAUAAAAUCGGUGGCUUUUAAUUCUUCCAAAGGAAAUAUGGACUCCACUUUGAAUCUCUUAAAUGAAGGUGACGUCAAUUUUACCAACAAUACUCCACGGUCGACUAAAGAGAUUUCUCAUACAUCAGAAGUCAAAGAUAUGGUUGCGAUUGGAAAUGCAAUUGGUUUUCAAAUUGAUGCCAAUGAUCCAGAGCUUGUAGAAACAGAGGUAGACUCCGAAGAGAAAAAUGGUAUUCAAUGA
This is a messenger RNA of Lactuca virosa, 1518 nucleotides long. NCBI's taxonomy places the organism in Eukaryota, Viridiplantae, Streptophyta, Magnoliopsida, Asterales, Asteraceae. The record is from the annotation of a GenBank genome assembly.